GAGCGAGCGUCAGUGAUCCAAGGACAGCGCGGCGGUGCGCGCGAGCAUCAGGUCACCUGGAAGUCUGCGAGCAUCACGAGUCCGAACCGAGGCGGACCCAGCGCAGGAGACCCAGACCUGCGGGGAGGUCUCCGGCUGAUGAACCGGGACCGAGCCGGAGCUGAAUCAACAGGACGCGGCAGCGGCGUCACCGAGUCCGCGUGUCCUGACUCACAGACCCGAGGAAAACCACCUCUCGUCGGCCCAACACGCGACCCGAACCCGGACCUCAGUGAUCCCCGGUGUCAGAGUCAGACCGCAGAGCGGAGCCGCGGGUUCUACCCGGGUCUCCGUGAUUCGUGUUAAAAUAAUAAUAAGAAACAGCAAGAGCCCCAAACCCGACAGACAGGCACGAGACAUCGAACCGGGCCAGAGCACCCGGGUGCUGGACCGGAAACACAGGGAAGAGGAAACAGACGGUGAAAUCAACAGGAGGCCGAGGAGACGCAGACUGUAACGGAAUCCAGAACCAGAGGAGCCCAGGACCAGAACCUGCAGCUGAACCCGAACUUACAGAACCUACAGAACCCGAUCAUGGAGCUGCGCGGCGUGCUCCUGCUGGCCGUGCUGCAGUGCUGCUCGGUGGCGCUGUGCGGCUGCGAGCCGCGGCUGGUGAACGUGGGCGCCGUCCUGAGUCAGAAGCGCUACGAGCAGGUGUUCAAGGACGCGGUGACUCAGGCCAACGCUCUGUACGGGAAGGAAAAGUUCAAGAUGAACGCCAUCUCCGUCACACACAAGCCCAACGCCAUCCAGAUGGCCCUGUCUGUCUGCGAGGACCUCAUCUCCAACCAGGUGUACGCCAUCCUGGUCAGCCAUCCUCCACAGUCCAAUGACCACCUGACUCCAACACCCGUCUCCUACACUGCCGGUUUCUACCGAAUCCCUGUGGUCGGCCUGACGACACGCAUGUCCAUCUACUCUGACAAGAGCAUCCACCUGUCGUUUCUGAGGACAGUGCCUCCGUACUCCCACCAGGCACAAGUCUGGUUUGACCUGAUGAGGGAGUUCAGGUGGAACCACAUCAUCCUGAUCGUCAGCGACGACCACGAGGGUCGAGCCGCCCAGAAACGACUGGAGACCCUGCUGGAGGAGCGAGAGACCAAGACUAAAAACAGGAACUAUGAAAACCUCGACCAACAGAACUUUGACUUCAGGAGAACACCCAAGGCUGAGAAAGUGCUGCUCUUCAGCCAGGACACCAACCUGACGGCCCUGCUGCUGGAGGCCAAAGACCUGGAGGCCCGAGUCAUCAUCCUCUCUGCCAGUGAGGAUGAAGCCGCGCUGGUGUACAAAGCAGCCCGGCAGCUCAACAUGACCGGCUCUGGUUACGUCUGGCUGGUCGGAGAGCGAGAGAUGACCGGCAAGGCUCUGAGUGAAGCUCCAGACGGCCUGCUGGGCCUCCAGCUGAUUAAUGGUAAGAACGAGUCGGCGCACAUCGCGGACGCAGUGGCUGUGGUGGCGCAGUCUUUGCAGGAGCUGUUUGAGAAGGAGAACAUUACAGAACCACCACGGGGCUGUGUGGGAAACACCAACAUCUGGAGGACCGGGCCACUCUUCAAACGGGUGCUGAUGUCAUCAAAGUACCCCGAUGGCCUGACAGGACGUAUUGAGUUUAACGACGAUGGCGACCGACGCUUCGCUACCUACAGCAUUCUUAACUACCAGCAGAAACCAGGUCGCCUCGUCCAGGUUGGAGUCUUCAACGGAACACAGGUUGUGAUGAACCCUCAGAGGAAAAUCAUUUGGCCUGGAGGAGAGACAGAGAAGCCAGUCGGAUACCAGAUGUCAACCAGACUGAAGAUUGUGACGAUUCAUCAGGAGCCGUUUGUUUACGUGAAGCCAACGAAGAGCGACGGGACGUGUAAAGAGGAGUACACUGUGAACGGAGUCCUAAUCAAGAAGGUGAUCUGUACUGGGCCCAACGGGACCAUACCAGGUCAGCCCAUUGUCCCUCAGUGUUGCUAUGGUUUCUGCAUCGACCUGCUCAUCAAGCUGGCCAUGAGUAUGAACUUCACCUAUGAGGUUCACCUGGUGGCUGAUGGGAAGUUUGGCACGCAGGAGCGAGUGAACAACAGCAACAAGAAAGAGUGGAACGGGAUGAUGGGGGAGCUACUGGGAGGCCUCGCCGACAUGAUUGUCGCCCCGCUCACCAUCAACAACGAGCGCGCACAGUACAUCGAGUUUUCCAAACCCUUCAAAUACCAGGGGCUCACCAUCCUCGUCAAGAAGGAAAUCCCUCGCAGCACUCUGGACUCAUUCAUGCAGCCGUUCCAGAGCACACUGUGGCUGUUAGUCGGUCUGUCGGUCCACGUGGUGGCAGUGAUGCUUUACCUACUAGACCGGUUCAGCCCGUUUGGAAGGUUUAAAGUGAACAGCGAAGAAGAAGAGGAAGACGCCCUCACCUUGUCCUCUGCCAUGUGGUUCUCAUGGGGAGUACUGCUGAACUCUGGGAUAGGAGAAGGAGCUCCCAGAAGUUUCUCAGCCAGGAUUCUGGGUAUGGUGUGGGCAGGGUUCGCCAUGAUCAUCGUAGCAUCGUAUACUGCCAACCUGGCAGCCUUCCUGGUGCUGGACCGGCCUGAGGAGCGCAUCACUGGCAUCAACGACCCCAGGCUGCGUAACCCAUCAGAUAAGUUCAUCUACGCCACAGUGAAGCAGAGCUCGGUGGAUAUCUACUUCAGACGGCAGGUGGAGCUGAGCACCAUGUACCGGCAUAUGGAGAAACACAACUACGAGAGCGCCGCUGAGGCCAUCCAAGCUGUCCGAGACAAUAAGCUUCACGCCUUCAUCUGGGACAGCGCUGUGCUGGAGUUUGAGGCGUCGCAGAAGUGCGAUCUGGUGACGACAGGAGAGCUUUUCUUCCGCUCUGGAUUCGGGAUUGGAAUGAGGAAAGACAGCCCGUGGAAACAGAAUGUGUCUCUGGCUAUUCUCAGUUCUCACGAGAACGGCUUCAUGGAGGAUCUCGAUAAGACGUGGGUUCGAUACCAGGAGUGUGACUCCAGGAGCAACGCCCCCGCCACCCUCACCUUCGAGAACAUGGCAGGUGUGUUCAUGUUGGUUGCUGGUGGCAUUGUGGCCGGGAUCUUCCUCAUCUUUAUCGAGAUCGCCUACAAACGGCACAAAGACGCCCGCAGGAAACAGAUGCAGCUCGCCUUCGCUGCUGUGAACGUUUGGAGGAAGAACCUGCAGGAUAGGAAAAGUGGUAGAGCAGAGCCCGAGCCCAAACUGAAAACCUCUUUUAGGUCCAUCACCUCGACCUCCGACCUCAAACGUCGUAGGGCCUCCGGGGACGCCACGCUCCAUCAUCUCCUUGCUGACUCAUCAUGGUCGCCUGCCUGUCAGUCAGCCAUCUUUGCUUUCCCGCCUCCAUCAGCUCAUCUGUCCCACUAUGACAGACAGACAGACAGACAGACAAAAGGAGACAGACUGAGGACAGAAAGAAACGUCCAGUUCGAUCCGCCCAGGCAGCCGUACCCAACUGACAUCACCGGCCAGCUCAACCUAUCAGAUCCCUCCGUCAGCACCGUGGUCUGAGCGAGAGCGAGCGAGCUUCACUGCUGCUGCUGAGCCACACAGACACACACUGACCCUCUGGACACAUGCACACACACGCACACAGAUGGACAGGAAGGAGGAUGUAAUGGCAGCAGGGCUUUUGGACAACAUCCCACAGUGCCCACACACACACACACACACACACACACACACACACACACACACACACACACACACACACCUUUAUGUCCUUGUAAGGACCACAAACCUGAUCUGGAACCUUAAAACUAAUGCUGAAGUGGGUCCUCAUAAUGCAGAAAUGUCCUCAUAAUGCAGAAAUGUCCUCAUAAUGCAGAAAUGUCCCCACAGUGUAGAAAUGUCUCUUUAGUGCAUUGCCAUAAAAUUUGCCUAAAUCAUUGGACCCCACAAAGAUGGCAAUAGGAGAAUAUACAAAUAUUAUACAAUGCACACAAAUUUUUUUUACUUACACACACACACACAACCACACCAUCUGUCACACUAACCCCCACCAUGUAAAGCAAACAUAUACACAGAAAUUGAACACAUGCUAUACAAACACACUUGCCUUGCUCUGCUUGUAGCCAUCCACCUCCUCCCACCAGAGGGUCUUUUAUUUUGAAAGAACUCUUUCAGACUGGUUUUCUUUUGGUGGAUGUCUGUGAUGUUGUACAGUUUAUUCUAUUUCCUGUUGAUCGCACUGAAUUAGCAAAUGUCCUGACCAGUUUUAGAACCAUUUUAACUAGUUAUAACUGGCGACGCCUUUCUUUCUUCUUGAACUCAUAAAAUCUACCACUGCUUAACGGGAACAGUCUGUCGAAUGGGAAUCUAUUAAUUAGCUCCCCAAUUACUGAUCAGUUUGGCAGGUGGGUGGAGCCUCUAGGACAGGAAGUUGUUCCUUUACAUAGAACUACAGAUUUCUCUUGGAUCACUGACACAGAGUGUGGGGUCAUCCCGCUGAGGCUCAUGGGUAAUGUAGUUUUCCAUAAUUAACAGUAAUGAGCGACCUGUCAGCAGGAAGCUCCAUCAUUUUGGUUCAGUGAUUCAGAGAAUUUGUUGCUCUGUGUUAAGGAAAAUUUGGUAAAACUUUCUUUAAACCGUUCUCCCGUCAUUUAAUCUACUUCACAAUCGUCAAAUAAGGAGUUGUUAAAUGUUUUCAAGAUACUUCAGUGCAGCUGUGAGUGGACAUGAAGACAUUUUAAUUAAUUGUUAGUGCUAAUGUCUUGAUGGCUCCAUAAUGCAGACAUGCCCCCAUGAACUAGAAAUGUUAUAACAUGGCUGAAAUGUCCCUAUAAUUUAGAGUGUCCCCACAGUAUAGAAAGCCCCCUCACGGUAGAAAUGUCUCUAUAAUGCAGAAAGUCCUUACGGUGUAUACAGGUGCUGAUCAUAAAAUUAGAAUAUCAUGAAAAAGUUUCAGUAAUUCCAUUCAAAAAGUGAAACUUGUAUAUUAUAUUCAUCCAUU
Messenger RNA from Archocentrus centrarchus (flier cichlid), 5011 nucleotides. RefSeq names its product glutamate receptor, ionotropic, N-methyl D-aspartate 1b (gene grin1b). Gene Ontology annotation, biological process: monoatomic ion transport. NCBI's taxonomy places the organism in Eukaryota, Metazoa, Chordata, Actinopteri, Cichliformes, Cichlidae. Gene Ontology annotation, molecular function: ligand-gated monoatomic ion channel activity; signaling receptor activity. Bases 574 to 3570 code for a protein of 998 amino acids. The record is from RefSeq and is a predicted model, not a curated record. Gene Ontology annotation, cellular component: membrane. The transcript is spliced from 23 exons.